AUGAAUAUUCUUUGCUGUAUAACAGUAGUUUUUUUUCUAUUGAUUGUGAAUGUUAAUUGUGAAGAAUGUGGUUGUAAUAAAAUACCAUCAAUUGAAAUUAUUAAUGAUGAACAAUUAGCUAAUGAGAUUAAACAAGUUCGUGAUGAUUUUCUUGAAAAACAACCAUCGAUUAAUUUUACUCGGUUAUCUGCAACUAUACUUAUUAGAGAAAAAAAUACACAGACAUGGAAAAGAGGUAGUGUUGAUGGUACUCUAAUAGCUUAUCCAGCAUCAACUGUAAAAUUAAUGUAUAUGUAUGCAGCAAUGGAAUGGUGUAAAAAUCAAGGAUAUUCAAUUGAUUGUUUAGAUAGAUAUGUUCGACCGAUGAUUGUUGUUUCAUCAAAUUUAGAUACAGGUUAUGUUGUUGAUGCAAUAACAAAUACAACAAAUAUUGAUGAUUUAACAUCAGCUAAUGAUACACGUUGGUCAAAUUGGUUUUAUCAACGUUUAUCAACUGAACGUUUAAUGAAAGAUCUUAAUCUAUAUGAGAAUCAAGUAAUUCGAAGUAAAACAUAUCCAACAAAUUCAGGACAAACACCUGGUGGUAGUGAAUCUGUUUUACUUGCAGUUCCUGGACGGAAUCUUUUGCAAUCAUGUUGUACAGCAUCAUUUAUGCUUUAUUUAAUGCAAACACGUCCAAAUAAUGAAUUACAAUAUAUGAAAUCUAUGCUUUAUCGUACACUUGAAAGUGAUCAUACAACAUUUGGUAAUGGUUUACCAGCAGGUACAAUAUUAUAUUCAAAAGUUGGUAAUGCUUAUGAUACAGUUGAAGAAAUCGCUUAUAUUAUAUUACCUAAUGGAAAAGAAAUAAUUCUUUCAGCAUUUAGUAAUGGUUAUCAACGUGGUGCAAGUGAUUUUUAUAUUCUUGGUCGUUUUACUGAAAUGAUUCUUGAAAAAUUUUCACUCAAUACUCCAUCGACAAAAAUAUUUACAACUGAUAAUAACGAUAUUUACACAUGUAAAAAUCAAGUCAUUAAACACACACCACCAUUACCAAAAGAUAAUAUUGGACAAUCAUUAAUUACUUUUAAUAGUUCAUGUUACAUUCAUCCGAUUCUAUCUGAACGUGGUGUUUACACUGUCUCAAUAUGGAAUCCAUCAUUUUUUGAUGCAUCUACGAAUAGUAUAUCUCGAUUAAAUGUUGCUGUAACAGAUGCUUAUAAUGAAACUGAUGGAGAUAAUGGAUAUAUUUAUAAUCAGCAAACUAGUGUUUCACGUUGGAUAUCAGUUGGAGAUUUUGUACUUAAUUCAGGACGUCAAGAGAUUUAUUUGAAAGCAUUAGAUCAAACAUCAAUUUUUAAUGCCAUUCGAUUUUCUAUGCAUCCACCAUUAACAAUUGAUUCAAAUUCAAAGUCUUCCAUACUGAUUCCAUGUUAUAGUUUUAUAUAUCUUAUUUUAUUAUUUAUUAUUUUUUAA
Molecule: messenger RNA, 1455 nt
Organism: Adineta steineri
Lineage: Eukaryota; Metazoa; Rotifera; Eurotatoria; Adinetida; Adinetidae
Source: the annotation of a GenBank genome assembly